Molecule: messenger RNA, 2352 nt
Organism: Durio zibethinus
Lineage: Eukaryota; Viridiplantae; Streptophyta; Magnoliopsida; Malvales; Malvaceae
Source: RefSeq, a predicted model, not a curated record
ACGUGUCGUCUGCCUCCUAGGAUCUUGAAUGUUCAGUCUGAUGCGGCAAACGGCCAAAAACCUUCGUAACAAAAGCGGGUUGGAUUUUGCAGGCAAAGCUGAGUCUUUUGCCCCAAUCAAGUGCAGGCUGAUCCAGCGAGGCCAAGUCCAAUCCAUCGAACACGUUUCACCAUUCAAUUAGCCCAUCGAAAAACUUUGACUUUGUCUCUCCCUUAUCCAAUCUACUCUUGCCACGUAAUGUUCUGUUGCGUCCCUAAAUUACGAAAGCUGAUCUCGCACCCUCAAAGUUUUGCCCUUUUUUUCGAUACCUAAUCGAUCAUCACAAUUUCAUAAAAUUUCAAUGGAGUGUGAGGUUCAUGGUGAUGUUAAUGGUGGCAUGGUACUGAAUUCGGUCCAAGUGGAGGCUAUUAGCGUGGAAAAUGAAAAUGAAACCGGAGAAAAUCCUGUUGAAGGAGCUUUUCAACAGGGUCUUAAUGAAAAAUUGGAUCCAACUUCUCGUGGAAUGGUUGAUAUCCCAGAGGGUAUUCCAACUGAUGAGCCUUAUGUGGGUCAGGAGUUUGAGUCAGAGGCAGCUGCACAUGCAUUUUAUAAUGCAUAUGCUACAAGGGUGGGAUUCAUCAUUCGUGUAAGCAAACUUUCCCGUUCAAGGCGUGAUGGAUCUGCUAUUGGUAGGGCACUUGUUUGUAACAAAGAGGGUUUUAGAUUGCCUGACAAGCGAGAAAAAAUUGUGAGGCAAAGGGCAGAGACGAGGGUUGGAUGCAGGGCAAUGAUUUUGGUGAGGAAAGUAAGUUCUGGUAUAUGGGUUAUCUCAAAAUUUGUGAAGGAGCACACUCAUCCUCUGGCACCUGGAAAAGGUCGGAGGGAUUGCAUUUAUGAUCAAUACCCGGUCGGUUUUCACCCUCUGCUCAUGUCUGUUGAUAUAUAUUCUUCCACUAUAUCUGUUAGUGAGUCGAGGUUGAUUAUUUGCAUGGUUGAAAUGUUUUUUUAUAGAAUCUCCAGGUUAGGAGGUAGGAGUAGCUCGAAUUACAUGCAAACAGAUGUUUUCCAGACUGUACAUGUAUUUACACUUAGAUUUACUGAACUUUAAAAUAUCAGUUUACGUUCUUUUUUAGUUUGGAAAAGGUAAAUAACCCCUAGGGUGAAGUGUUUUCUUUUACUUUUGUCUGAAUAUCUAUGACCUCCUUGCUAAAAAUAAAUGAUGAUGGAUCUAAAGAAAUGAAGAUGAUAGUUUGUAUUAGCCUGGGCCAGUUCCUUCUUGUUGAUUGAAAAUUGAACCUUUUUUCUAGUUGGGGAUGAAGAUGUUUAACAAAUGGUGUGUAGAGGGAGAGAGGGUGGAAGAAUGUGUAUAUACUAGAUUCCUAGAAAAUGCAGAGCAUUUUCAUUGUGUUUGAUAAGGGGAUCCUUGACAACUAGCAUGUAAAUGGCUUUGAUUUGUUAUCUUUGCAUACUUUGAAUUAAGGUGGUUUUAACUUUUAAGUCCUAUUCAAAGACACUGAUUGUGAUCUGCUGGGCUAAUAAUGACAUCUAUUAAAUAAUGAUGAUAUAAGUUAUAUCAGAAAUAGCAGAACAUGGACAGGAAAUAUCUGGUCAAAUUGCUUCUAUUAAAAUGCGGUUGUGCUUCUUUAUUUAAGUUGUAGUUUAUGCAUGUUUUUUCGUUGUAGGUUUCUAGCAUAACCAUCCAUGCCUAUUUCUGUUGGUGUUGUUCAUCUUUCUUUGAAAUUGGAAAUAAUCUGAAAAAUAUUCUCACAUAAUAACACUUUCGAAAAGAUAUGUGUUAACUGUGAAAGUAGUAUCUUAAAUAGCUGGUUAUCUUUUCUGCUUAGCAGGAGAUUGUUAAAGUGCUCUUAAUAUAAAUUAUGGUCCAAUGUUAAGUGAUAUUUAGUGGGAUUAAGUGUAAGAAAUAAUGGAUGAAUUGAUAAAACAAAAUGCAUAAUUUAAAUGAAAUUUGCUUCUAAUUUGGCUUUUUAUGGCAACUAAUAUAAAGUUCAGAAUUGCUAUUAUAAACUUCUAUUGAAAUGAGAAUAAUGCGCUUAUAGUGGCCUAGGUCUUUCUCAGAAUGUACAGAAUAUGUUACUGUUAUUGCUGAUGAUUCUGAUAUAGCUUUGGUACAACACAUGUCUUUAAACUAUUGAGGUAAGUCCAGAAUGCCACUGCAAGAGUGAAAUUUAAUGAAGUGAAAGUGCUUGGAAAUAGGUCUGCUUUAAAGGGCGGCAUUGAAGCUCUUUCUUGUUAUUAAUCGCCAUCCCACAAUAUAUGGUCUCUUUUGAAUUUUCGUGAGUUCUUAGAACACAUAAUUGCUACCAGGGAACUCUACAUUUGAUUAGACUUCAAAAAGGUCCAUUGAUAAUAACU